AUGACCACAGAGGAGGUAGCCACUGAGCCCAGUCUAGUGAUCACACUGAUGACGUCACAGGCACCGGGUCCACAUUGGAUUCACGACUGUCCGGAGUCCAAACUGAAGUGGUGGUUUCCCCUUGCUCUCACUGCAGCUAUAUAUGCGGUUAACAUUCUCUACAUUCUUGGAAAGUACCUCCUCAAACGACUUCGUCCUGAACCAACUCCACAUUGUACUGCCUACCCCAACAUCUUCCGAGGUAUCGAUCACAACUCCUUUGACGAUGAUGACCAGGAACUGGAUUUUAUGGAGGAGGAGCCAUUUGCGAGAUCACAGGCUUUUUGGGUGGAUGAUAAUCAGUGGAGUGAUUUGGAUGACUUGAGAACGCCCCACACAUCGACAAUUGUAGCAACCACACUUGCGGUUCCGUCAGAGCAGACGGUGAAUGACGAGGAGGAAGAGGAUGAAUCGUUUCCUGGAAGACGCAUAAAACAAUCCGAAAAGGGAAUAGGGGGUGAGAAAGUGAAAGACAAUGGUGUUGCCCUCCAACUGAGUAAUAGCGUAAACGUGAAGACUGUUGAAGAGGUGUUGCAAAAAAAGAAUGUACGACAUCUUUUGAGACAGAAUAGAUGCCUAGGAGGACAAAAUGGGCAGUUGACUCUAAAAAUACGCAUCUAUUGUGAAAAAAUGACCUCAGUUUCCUAUCCAACUGGUCGAUUUAUGCUUGUAGUUUACGUACUUCUGUGCACGAUGAGCUGGAUUAUCUACAUUAUUGGAACGAUCUUCCUCUACAACAUAGAAACUCAACCCGAUGUCAUAAAAGCUCUCGAGGGUCGUCCACCACUGAUAGUUCAAGGUCUCUGUCUAACAUCUGGGUUGUCGAUUCUCAAUUGGAGUGAUUUGGCCAUUCACACCUACUUCCUGAUCUAUUUCAUACUUCGGCUUGGAGCUGCGGUAGACCGAAACAUGUUCUUCUUUAAGAUAACCUCGUUGGUUGAUGUGCUUACAAUAUGUGGAUCAUACGUUGCUGCCUUUCAACCGCGUUACCAUCUCGAUCUUGGAUUUCUACGAGCCCUAAAUGUAUUCAACUUUGGUGAGGUACUAAGCUAUAUGGGUAUCCUCUCAUCAAACCACGUCAUUGAGACAGUCGACGUCUUCUUCAUCAUGUUCGCCAUGUGGAUGGUUGGCAGUGGUCUUAUUCACCUGUUUCCCUGCAUCAUCACUUGGAUUGCUUUUCUACCUCUUUUCGCUCAGAUCAUUCAUCUUGGCGAUUUCUGGGAGGAGGAUCACAAAGCCUUACAAUGGAAUUACCUCGACUGUUGUUACUUCCUUCUAGUUACCAUGUCUACGGUUGGAUUUGGUGACUUCUAUCCAGUUACGAUGCUCGGAAGACUUUAUAUCUGCGUCUUCAUUCCUGUUGCCAUGGGUAUCUUUGCCGUCUUUGUGCCGGAAAUCUUUCGCAAAGUUUCGGCACGAGGUGCUCCCUCCGAUUCGUACCAGGCUCUUGCUGGACAUCAACACGUGGUGGUGUGUGGCCACUUCAACAACAUCAGCCUCAGCGCAGUUCUUCGCGGAUUCUUCCAUAUCGAACACGCGUCCCGUCAUAGUCUCGUCAAUAUGGUGAUUCUUCGUGUAUCCCCUAUAGACCUAGCAAUGCGCGCCAUUCUGACAAAAUACAACGCCUGGGUGAAGUACUACCAGGGUACACCAGCAGAUCCGCAGGACCUGGCUCGCAUUUGCUUCCGCAGUUCCCAGGGUGCGUUAGUCCUUGCCAAGCCAAACUCGAACAGAAGUGUAGACGAAGAUGGUGGUAACAUCAUGCAGGCUAUCUCGCUGAAGGCACACAGCGAACGUAUUCGUGUCCUCGUGCAGUUGCACCACUUCAAAAAUAAGUGCCUCCUCUACAAUUUUCCCCGAUGGACGUGUCGUACCAAAGACAUGGUGAUCUGUAUGGACGAGCUGAAGUUGGGUUUAAUGUCGCUAAAUUGUAUUGCACCUGGAUUCUCCACAAUCAUCCUCAAUCUUCUUAAUGGCCAUCGUAUCAAAAAUGUUGGGAAACAGACACAAAAGGAAAAGUGGCGUCGUGAAUAUGAGUACGGCGUUUCCAUGGAGAUCUAUGAUGUCAGUUUGAGCUAUGAAUUCCACAAUCUCUGCGUUCAGGAGUUGACACUAUUUGCCUACGAAAAAUGGAACAUUGUUAUCUGCGCCCUCUGUCGUACGGAACCGGACAAACCGAGUGUCAUUAUCAAUCCAGCCGGUUAUAAAGACCUCAAAGUUAACACUUUGACAACAAAAGCCAUUGUUAUCGCAACAAAUUCUACUGUGGUUAGUCGAAUGCGCAAUUAUUGCACCAAAUGCCGAGGCCACGAAACUGACCGUCUAUGCCAGUGUCCUACACGACUUCAGUUCUACAUUCAAGCGGCGGGUCUGAAGAAAGAUGAGUGUUCCAAUAUCCUACUGGAUCGAGAAUCCUCCGUACAGAUACGUGCAUCUAUGGAUGUUACACCACUGCUUUCCACUUACUGCUCCACGCAAUCACUCCAACUAUUGCGCCAGCUCUCGGCAUCAGUGAUAGUCCUCACUGUCAGCUGUCACUGCGAGAACCGCCACAUAGUAUCCUUUCUUAUGUCCUUCAAACUACAGGUCUCGGUUGGGUCUAAACUCCUCUGUAACAAGACGUUAGUUAGAAAUACAAAAGAAAGAGAACGCGCCAUCAGCGAUGACGAAUCGGAAUUUCAGGUUCCUGAGUAUGGAGAAGUCCUUUCCGAUCCUCUCCUAAUCGAAACUGAGGACACAGCUCAAGGUCAAGUUUCGCGUUCAGCCAGUGGGGACCUCAGCCCAUCCGAAUGCGAUUUACUGCCAGAGCAGGCUACAGUAGCGGCUGGAAAGUUAAAACAUUCAAAAGUAGAGGGGUUUUCCCGCUUCACGAUUGGUCCGAUUCCGACAUCAGCAAGUCCAAGAAGUGGGGUGCUUACUCAAGGAUGCUCUCGGCAGCAGUCAUUGCUGCUAAACCUUGCAGACUACAUUCCACUGCCGCAUAAACCCUAUGUGCCAAAAUACGUGGAUUCGACGGGAUGUUUCCAUUGGAUACCAGAUAUGCCAAUUGAAAGAAUCAAGUUGACACCAGCCGAGGCAAUAAAAUACCAAUUUAGAGACCACUAUCUCCUCUGCAUGGUUGAACCUUUGGCAGACCAGUCGUUGAACCUAAGGAGUUUUGUCUUCCCUCUGCGUUUUCACUGGAUGGAGGUGCGGGAUAUUGUCAUAUUGGGUAACACCUCAGCCAUCAAGGCGGAGGAAUGGACAAGCAUCAAGAACAUUCCCAAUGUCUUUCUUGUCCAAGGUAAUCCCUGCAGCUUGAACGAUCUAAAUGCAGUUCGAUUGAAGCACUGCACAGCUUGCACAAUCCUCGGUGAAGCUAUCAGAGAAAGUGAAGAGGAUCACUGUCUAAGAGACAAGAAUACACUCUUCUGUGCUAUGACAAUUCGAUCGCUGAUUGAACAGUCGCCUAGAUACAUUCACAUGGCAACCGAGCUUCACUAUGAACAGAACGCACAUCACUUCAGUUCAGCAGAGUCGCACAAACUCGAUUUCAAAUUGCCAAUACGAUUUCAAGAGGCCUUUGCCAGAGGAAUUAUCUUUAGCAAUACCCUUCUUUAUAGUUCUAUCAGUUCAUUGUAUUUCAGUGGGUCGGUCUUUCAGUUCCUACGAGUCCUACUCUUUGGCAUAGCUGUUGAGGAAUUGGAAUCAGCCAGCCUACUUCGAAAUGGACUACAACGUGGGCAAAGGAAUGCCUCCCAGAAGGCAACUGGCGUUCGAGUGGCUUUACUCAAUAUGUGUGAGAUUCCCUUUGGAACACUUUUCACCCGUCCUGGCAAGCGGGUUCUUCGUUACAAAGACGUAUUUAUACAUGCCCUGAUGUGUUGGAGAAUCCUCUGCCUUGGAAUUUACCGUCUAGAUCGUCGAGGUUUUCGUGUGGUUAUCACAAACCCACCUAAAGUCCUUAAAAUGUGCACUGAUGAUCAAGUCUUCUGUUUCAUUCCAAGUGAAUCCACUGUUCUUCAGGAGGAUGCAGGCAGUGUAGUUUCGACACCAACCAUGGACUCAAGUCUCUUCUUUUCAAGAACUCCUGGCGCCACCUAUGCAGGCAUGUCGGCAAUUGAAUUGGCCCGUCAGAGCGCAAAUGCCUGCCUCCAUUUUGCCGUGCGUGUAGUCCUGUGGGUGAACAUGGAGUCCAACAGCAUGAUUGAUAUGAGUUUGGAUGAAAUAAUUAAGCUUAAUAGAAGAGCCAAGAAGGCAAGUGGGUCAAAGCCAUCCGUUAAGGCUCGUUCAUUGGCCGUGAAGAGGGCGGGUUUGAUUCGGUCCUCUCUCGUGAAGCCCAUGAAAUCGCGUCGGGUUACCGCGGCUCGAGCGAUUUUCCAGCGCGCUAGACGAACCGCUGCCAUCGCGGCAAGGGUAGCAGCAGACGCAGCUGCACUGGUCUCGCCUGCUAAUACUGUUGCUCAAAGUAAUCGUCGCAUCGGUGCCGCUGGUCCAGCUGCAGCAAGGAAUAACCGUGCAAUAAGCCGCAAUUUGGCAGUUCGGCAAAGAAUCAUGGCAGUGAAUCGUCAGAUCUUCCAGCGUCAACGUCGCAGUCGUGGCGUUCCAGGCGCAUUGAGCCGUCUGGGUGUCCGGCCCCAACGUCAUGUGCAAAGACAGCAGAGGCUGCAGAGAUCUGAUACUAUUCAACGUUUAUCUCGUAACAACAAUAGUAGUAACACAUUUGGCAUCGGCUCUCAACGUUCCUUCCGUCAGAAUUCAUCCCUCAACGUCAUUGGUAGACAGCGCCGCGUCACCAGAGUUGAUACUCAGCGUUUCGGCAUUCGCCGUCGUGGCGGUGGACAAAUUGUAGGAGCGCAGACGAACAUGAGUGCAAUGUCCUCGACACGCUACCAGCAGUACCUUCAGCAGGCGCGCGCCCUGAUCCGUGCUCAGGCGGAGCGUGUUAACGCCACUGCCGGUGGCUUCAACACCCGUGACAACUAUAAUCGCUACAGUCGCACCAAUUCGAUGUAUGUGGACGUGCCAGUGAGAAGUGGUGGCGGUGACUUCAAUGGCAACCGUUUCGGUGGUCGGAACGGUAUGCGUGGCCGUUUCAGAGGCUGA
Messenger RNA from Echinococcus granulosus, 5124 nucleotides. RefSeq names its product Calcium-activated potassium channel subunit alpha-1. The transcript has 28 exons. Bases 1 to 5124 code for a protein of 1707 amino acids. Gene Ontology annotation, biological process: potassium ion transport. The record is from RefSeq and is a predicted model, not a curated record. Gene Ontology annotation, molecular function: large conductance calcium-activated potassium channel activity. NCBI's taxonomy places the organism in Eukaryota, Metazoa, Platyhelminthes, Cestoda, Cyclophyllidea, Taeniidae. Gene Ontology annotation, cellular component: membrane.